AUGGCACAGAACACAGAAGAAAUUGCUGCCAUGAUGGCAGCUUUGAGAACCAUGGAUCAAAGGUUGGCCGCACAGGAUGAAGUCAUCGCUGAUCUGCGACGCCCAUCUGGGGCAUCUGCAUCUACUGUACAUCUGGUCGCGGCUGCCCAGCCAAAUCCUAAUCUCCUUCCACCACUGGAAACUCCUCAGGUCCCAGAUCUUCAGGAGAUGUUUCCAACAACUUCAGCUUACAGACCUCCGGUACAACCUCCUACGGGAACCAUUCCCUUCGAUAUGAAUGAAGUUAAUCCAACCAUGAUCAAAAUUGUAAGGCUUGAGAAAGCCUUGAAGAAAUCCCAAGGUUUCAAUUCAAUUCCCGACAUUGAGGACGGGUACACUGAGGCUUUAGUCAGGUUGCCAGAAAAAUUCAAAAUGCCUCACAUCGAUAGAUUUGAUGGGAGCGGGGAUCCGAUUGUGCAUGUCCGCCUAUUUUCAGAUGUGUUAAGGCCCAUGGGUUUAUCUAGGGCACAAAAACUGUCAUUAUUUAGGAGGACCCUAUCAGAUAUAGAAGUAACAAUCGGUGAGCUGGAAGCAACCACUCAGAGCUGCAAAGUACCCUUCAUUGACUUUGUGGCAAGAUGGAGGGCAAAGGCAGCCAAAAUAACGAGCAGACCUUCUGAAAGAGAACAAGUCAGGUUAGUGGUCCAAAACCUCGAGCUAGACAUGUUGCAGAAAAUGAUAGUGGCACCGUUGUCCACAUUUGCUUCCUUACAUGAGUUAGGGGUUCAAAUUGAGAGCGCCUUCAAAAAGGGCAUCAUCCACAAAACAAGUGAACCUGCAAAAAAGCCAUUCACUCGGAGUACCAAUGCUAGUACUAACACUAUUCCACGGCCUACAGAUGUCAGUACCAUUGCUACAUCAUCGGCCAAGAUGGUCGAUCCCUUUGCUGCUGCCAUAAACUCACAAACUGCACAAAAUAGUCAACCUUGGAACCGAAGACCUUUUAACCCCCUCUAUAUGAGUCCAACCCACACCCUUAAGGUGUUGAUGGACAAGGGGCAUCUCAAGCCUCUUGAUCCUCGCCCUCUCCCAGACCCACUGCCAGCUAGACACAACCCAACCCAAUAUUGUACUUUCCACCAAUAA
This is a messenger RNA of Camellia sinensis, 1125 nucleotides long. The record is from RefSeq and is a predicted model, not a curated record. Lineage: Eukaryota; Viridiplantae; Streptophyta; Magnoliopsida; Ericales; Theaceae.